AUGUGCUUUGCUUUGAAUUUAGGGUCCCGGGCAGGACUCGAGUAUUCCCAGCCGUUCCCUGGAGGUGAGUUUGCUGCUUGUGAGCCAUGCAGGCUGGGGCGGGGCAAGUGCAGGAAGAUGUGCACUGAGGAUGAGAAGGUGGUCGGAAGUUGCAAGCUGAACUUCUUCUGCUGCCGACGGAGGAUCCAGUAA
Molecule: messenger RNA, 192 nt
Organism: Myotis lucifugus (little brown bat)
Lineage: Eukaryota; Metazoa; Chordata; Mammalia; Chiroptera; Vespertilionidae
Product: beta-defensin 12-like
Exons: 2
Coding region: 1-192 (63 amino acids)
Biological process (GO): innate immune response
Cellular component (GO): extracellular region
Source: RefSeq, a predicted model, not a curated record